UUGAUGCGCCCUACGGGGCUGAUGGGAAAUGUAGUCCCUUCUAAAACUGCCAGCUGUGGCCUGUCCUGCACGUGCAUGUGCAGCACAGAUGUCGCUCAAAGUGGAUGCACUUCUCACAGAUCCUCUCAGACUCGUGUGGGAUGUAGCAUUAGUCACAUCUGCAGGUUUUCUCUGCAGCUACACGUCACUGACCUGCAGACACUGUGGCAGCAGUGUUGUGCGGUGUGACAGCGCCCCCAGCGGACCCACACCUGGACUGCAGAUAGAUUCAUCUCUCUACAUGUUUGUUUGCCAUGUGCCAGCAGGUAAAUUACAUGUGCGACACGUGUCUCCAGCUAACAGGUCAAACUGUGGCUUUUCAUGGCCUGAGUUUCACGUUCAAGCUCAACCCUGCACGUUCUACUGGAUCUGUAGUGGCAGCACUGAGUUCGACUCUCCUGCUCCUCCUGCUGGAGCCCUGGACACCAUCCUCAGCUCUGGUUACCAAGGCAACAGCUGAUUUCAGUGGAGUCAGGAUUUGGAACGCAUCUCUCGGUAAACAGCGCCUGUUGGAGAUGAACGCACCACCUCUGCCGUAAAACACGUCGACCACCACACUGCAGCAGAGCACGGACACAGCAUCAGGCCUGUGAGCAGCACACACAGUCAGCUGCUCAUGCUCAGUGAUCUCCAUGGCUUCUGCUGCUGAUGAGCCGGACCCGCUCCAAAUGCGCCAAACGCAGUCUGUGAGAGACGGAGGGCAUUGGAUGCUGCGUCCGCGUGGACCGGGAUUAUUUUGGUGAGGAUCUCUCUCUCUCUCUCUCUCUCUCUCUCUGUAGCGCGCUCUCCUCCACCCUGCAUCCAGACACGGACUGAGCUAGACGGGAACCAUCUGUGUGCAGCGACACUGUAAACAGACGAGGAGCCGUUUUCAUGAAAGACAACGUCUCUGCUGCUGCUGGCUGGAGGAAGCCUUCAAUCAGCAAUGCCUGGGAACCCACCAGCUGCUCCUCCAUGCUGUUUUCUGAGAAUGGAAUUGUAGUAGACCUCUCCAGGAUUUAGAUCAACUGCUAGCAUGUUGCAGCCUUCCACCAGAGCAGGUGACAGCCUGUUGGAAACGUUACCUCACUGGAGUAAGCGAUCGAAAUGGGUCCCCUUUCUCACCCUCUGCGUGGCUCUUCUCUGGCCUCCGGGGGCAGAGGCAUCAACCCUAAACUGCCAUAACACGUGCAUCUGCGCCUCGAACAUAGUCAGCUGCUCCAAGAUGAAUCUGACCACUGUCCCCAUUGGCAUACCGCACUACACUGGAGUGCUGGAUCUCAGCUACAAUGAGAUUGAACGGCUGCGAUCCGAGUGGACCACAGUCAAGCUCACAAAGCUCCACAACCUCCUUCUCAGCCACAACGGCCUCCACUUCUUGUCCUCAGAGGCAUUUGUGUAUGUGAAGAACCUGCGCUACUUGGACCUGUCCUCCAACAACUUGCGGCAGCUGGAUGAGUUCAUCUUUGAGCCCUUGGUCAACCUGGAGGUCCUCCUGCUGUACCAUAACCAAAUUUCCCAGAUUGACCGUGCAGCCUUUGCUGGCAUGAUCAACCUUCAGAAGCUCUACCUUAGCCAGAACCAAAUCUCCCGAUUCCCCUUGGAGCUGGUGAAGGAGAAGUCCCGUCUGGAGAAACUUAGCCUCCUGGACGUGUCCUCCAACAAGAUCAAGAUGUUGGCCAUUGAUGAGCUCCAGGUGCUGCCUGCUUGGAUUAGAAAUGGCCUCUACUUCCACAAUAACCCUCUGCUCUGUCACUGUGAUCUGUACACACUCCUAGCACAUUGGUACCUUCGAAAACUCAACUCCGCUGUGGACUUCAAAGAUGACUACACGUGUAUUCUGCCUGGACUGCAAAAAACAAAAGUAGGUGUUUUUGACCUCAGCGGCGACAAUAUGAACUGCAGCACAUUCAAGGAGGCAGAUGAAGAGGCUUUCCUGGAGCAAACGCUCACCCUGGGCUGUGACACAAAACACAGAGACAUGUUAAAGACCUGGACAAUGCCCGGCAAUGUGCCGAUGUCACCUGGAAGCAACCUGACAGCCAAAGUCUUGCAGGAUGGACGUCUGCAGAUUAGUCCGGUAAGGUCUGAGGACGCUGGGACCUACACAUGCUUUGCAACCAGCGAGGCCUUCAACGAGACGAUCUAUGUGGUGCUAAAGGUUCACAACUUCACCAUGCAUGGGGGCGGUGAGACCCUGAACACAGCAUAUACCACCUUGGUGGGCUGCCUGGCAAGUGUAGUGCUGGUGCUCAUGUACCUUUACCUGACGCCUUGUCGCUGCUUCUGCUGCCCCAACAAGGGUAAGACUCGGGGUGAGGACAGCAUCCACUCCUCCAUGCUCAGUGUGACACCGACCCAUGAGGACCCAGAACUCAAAGCUGAGCUGAACAGGCACGUGGCAUUCAUAGACUCAAAGGACUUGCAGGGCCAGAACGGAAAGCUGAACCCCAACGGGAAUGACGACGGCGAUGAUCUGGAUGCAGAGGCUGGUUCUCUAAUGAAGGGGAAGAGGAAGAAGUCGGUAGCAGAGUCUAUUAGCUCCGUCUUUUCAGACACUCCCAUGGUGGUCUGAGACGAAGAGGCGGAUUCCACUUGACUGGAUGUAUAUGGUACAACAUGAGCCAUGUUUUAGUUAUUGUAAACUGUGACUAACCUUGUGGAAGAAAACAGACCAUGGGUGUUAAUCUGUAGUUGCUGACAAGUGGAAAUGAGGAUCUCAAAGGGAGUAAAAAACAAACUGUCCUGUGGUUGACAGUGAGGACAAUAAGCAGGACUUUUCCAGCAUUUCAAUCUGUAGCACUUAAUAUUCAUACUGUGAAGGAACGGCAGUGUGCACGGUCACGUCAACUACUGAAGUCUUAUGAGAAUAAAAGGUAGAUAUGUGGUUUAUGAGCACUCAGGAAGUGAUACAUUCAAUUCAAGUGAGGGAAAUGCGUCCGAUACAUGCACAGAUUGAAAUGAGCUCACAUAUCGUAUAUAUAUAUUGAAACCAUGGCUGGCUCAUAAUCUUAUUUAUUACUAGAAUAGAGAAUCUUACCUAAACAGUAGGACAUAGGCACAUUUACCCCUUCUCGACAGACGCAGAGACACAGACUUAGAUAGAGGGCUGCCACUAGGCUACAAAAAUUUGUGUAAUUAACCUUGAGACACCUAUAGAAAAACAGCAUGCCAUAAACCCACAUUAUAUUUAUUUUUACUAAGGAGGCAGUGGCACAAACAUAUUAUCAGGCCAGCCUAGGUCAUUGUCAUCUUAGUUGUAUAAUUCCUCAGACUGAUCUGUACUCAUAGUCAUAUAGUGUUAGAGGAGAGAGCUCUUUUUUCCUUUGCUAUAUUAAAAGAGAUCAGUUAAUAAAUACGGUAUGCCAUUCAAUUAUUAAAUGAAUAGUGUAUCAAAAUAAAAGCCUCUUAGCUACCUGCAUAUCCACAGUAUAAACCCAAAUAUACUACUGAAGCCUUACACAGUUAAAAUAGAUGGAGCACCUCCAGCAGAUACACGUUGGGUGCAGGGACGUAGUUAAUCGUGACUGAUUAUCAACAUAUUGUCUCAAUUUUGUACACAGACAUGCACCAUAGUCCCUACAAGGACAGAUAGACGUUUUGUUUGUUGUGCACUGAGGUGCCCCCGACUCUACUGCAGAGUUUAACACCUCCUCUCGGCCAAGUUGCAGCAUUUGUCUCUCUCCGUCACACUCGCAGGAAGUUACGCUCGUGCUAACAGCUAGCAGCUCAUUUCAUUCUUUCUGGUAUGUGCACCUUACACAAGACAGGGAUAUAUUUUAAUGUACAUUCUUCAAAAACAAAACACAAACAUUGGUGAACUCAUUCAUUACGUCAUGAAGUAUGCCGGAGGUUUGAGUGUUUGUUCUUGCUGAGAUGGGACAUUCACACUGAUUUGAAAUGUAGCUGCUUCGCUCUGUGGUUGGUAGAAAACGAUGUGCGUAGUAUUAGCAGGUAAACAUUAGAGACACAUUGUACAACCAACAGGUUUCUUUCGACAAGGGAACAAAGAUUAAACAGUUUGCUGACAGGAAACGUUAUAACACAAGGGACUCUGCGGUUUUAUCCUUCGAAGGAGUCCCCUCAUCUCAACAGUUAUUGAAUCUACGGUGAAUUUAAUUUAGCAGACACAUUGUAUGCUAUGCAUACUUGAUUAAAAUACAGGAAGACUGUGUCUUGGCAUAAACAAGCAAAGAGUGAUUUCAUGAGUGUUUGGCAUUUGUGUCAGGGUAGAACAAGGCGAGCCCCCUGUAGAUGCUAAUUGCAUCUUUUGAUGGGAUGCAGCUUCCCUCUGCUUUCCACGUCUUUGUCUCUCCGAGCAUGAGAAGAAAAGGUGUGUUAUCAUGAGUCACAGCAGCACAAAGCCAUUCUCUGUUGCUCCCUGUGUGCUGACGGCCUCCAUUCAGAACAGAUAGGUUUUCUCUUUUGUUUGUGCACCUCUCUCAUUAUGAGGCUGCCCUUGCACAAGUUCAAAAGCAAUCAUUCAGCCGGGCCAUGAACGUGAUGCCUUUGAAGUAGUUUGUAGUUUGUUGAUGAUUGAAACGCCUGCAGCAGUCGCUCUCUCAUUCAAUCAUACAAUUGGAAGGUACAGUUAUAUACUGAGUUUUCCACUUUAUACUGUAUAUGAACGGAUAAUAAAAUAAAUGACAUACAUCUUUUAAAUAGGAAUGUCAAUUUAGCUCUCCUAAUGUUGGGAUGCACACAGUUAUUGGUGGAAUAUUUACAGUUGCCGUGUUCACCGCAGCAUCUCCUGUGUGGGUGAGAAAAGGAAGUCACACUCCGAGUGGUGUGUGAAUCAUUCCACACUCUCACACAUGAGAAUACCAGGUGGAGAUUUAUAAAGCAGCAAACAUACCACAAGAUACACUUUUAAAACACGCAUACACAUGCAGACUGGCUGCAUUUGCGGAACAAUCUGCCCAAUUUUAAGGGAUCCAGGCUCUGUAUGUUUUGCCCUCUGAAUUUUAAAAGGUGUGCCAUCCCCUGCUCAUCCAUAGAGCGAUCAAACUAAAACCUGAGAACUCAGUGAGAGAAUCUGAAAUUGCUAAAAAAAAAACUGAACUUACACUCAGACAUUUUGGCUGUUGAAUAGCAAACAUCAGAGUGCCAGACCAUGAAGGCAUGUCAUGUGUUCGCCCUGCAGCAACGCAGCCAGUCCAGUCAAAUCUGCCGUGGCUAAUGGGUGUUCUGUGGGUUGUCAGUAAAAUUACAAGUUGCGGUUAUGUACGGAGAAAAACAAAGUGCUGCUGCUCAUGAGGAUCCUAAUGUUGUUCCCUCCAAAGCAAAUCUGCCUUCCUAUAUAUAUCUAUAUAUACAGUAUAUAUACAUGUAUUAAGACUCACUUCUCUGUGCUCAGUAUUGAUUAGCUGUGUACUGUUAUGUUCUACCAGUGUACUGACUGUAUUCUUGUGUAAUCCAAUGUAUCAUUUUGCAUUUUGUCUGCCACAGUGCUACUGUUAGUUGUUUCGGAUUUCAUGUCUUGACAUACAUGUUUAUUUUCUAAGCAGGGGUGGGGGGUUAGUUUUUUAUUGAAAGAUAAUUAUUUUACACUGGACUCUGCUGAAGACUGUGGUUAAACUGAAACAAAAAAUUGCUAUGGAAGGAAGCCGGCUGUGAAAUCACGAUCUAAAGCCAGGAGGGGUUUGCGGGGAAAGCAUGGGGCUUUAUAGAAAGGUGAUGUAGGGAGUUAUAGGGGGAGAAGUGAGUUCUCCAUCAGACACUUCAUGACGAUUAUAGCAACAACUUUGUAUCUAUGAGAAAAGUCAAAGAAUUGAAAAUUAAGUAAAAAGUCAGGGAUUUAAUUCAUAUUUAAAAUGACAGAUCAGAGGGUAAAUAAAUCUCAGGAAUAUCCCAGUUUAAAGUUCUAAUGUAAAUGAUGAUCAUUUUAAAAGGUUUCACAUUUGCAGCAACACGGAGACAAAAUGUUUGAUUUUUAGAGCAGAUCAUAAGCCCUUUGCUAUUUGUAGCAACGGCACUUAAACCGUUCCUUGAAAUCACCAGUCCUGAAGAAGGGAGCGGCCUCUCCCUGCCCGACUCCCUUCUAUCUCCAUUCAUCUCACUAUUUAGUAGCAAUUACUGUAACAUCCUUGAGAUGGUGGAACUAAAAGCUCUUUUCUUCUACAAUGUGAUACUUUGAGUGUCCGUGGGACAAGAAUGGAGCUUUUAACAGCCUUAUCAGCACUGAGUUUAUUGACCACUGCUUCAAAUACGAUCCAGUUGGUCACUGCCAUAAAAUCUUGAUAGGUCUUUGCAGCUAAUGGAAUGGCUUUGCAUGGUAAGAGCGUCUCUGACUGAGGAUAGGUGCAACCUAGUAGGAAUUUAAGAAUACUGAUAUAUCAUUUGACUCUA
Paralichthys olivaceus (Japanese flounder) is the source of this 6366-nucleotide messenger RNA. RefSeq names its product adhesion molecule with Ig-like domain 1 (gene amigo1). NCBI's taxonomy places the organism in Eukaryota, Metazoa, Chordata, Actinopteri, Pleuronectiformes, Paralichthyidae. Gene Ontology annotation, molecular function: protein binding. Gene Ontology annotation, biological process: brain development. The record is from RefSeq and is a predicted model, not a curated record. Gene Ontology annotation, cellular component: membrane.